Messenger RNA from Nicotiana tabacum (common tobacco), 1002 nucleotides. NCBI's taxonomy places the organism in Eukaryota, Viridiplantae, Streptophyta, Magnoliopsida, Solanales, Solanaceae. The record is from RefSeq and is a predicted model, not a curated record.
AAAAAUCUUUAUUGGAGGUUUAGCGAAAGAGACGACUCUAGAACAAUUUGUCAAGUACUUUGAGAAGUAUGGGGAGAUAAUAGACUCGGUGAUUAUGAAGGAUAGGCAUACUGGUAGACCCAGAGGUUUUGGGUUCAUCACUUAUGAAGAUCCAUCCGUUGUAGACACUGUUAUAGCCGAAAACCAUAUUAUCAAUGACAAACAAGUUGAGAUUAAAAGAACCAUUCCGAAAGGAUCUGCUGAAUCAAAAGAUUUUAAAACAAAGAAGAUUUUUGUUGGUGGCAUUCCCACUACCAUGACUGAAGAUGAAUUCAAGAACUUUUUCUCCAAGUUUGGGAAAGUAACAGAGUACGAGAUCAUACGAGAUCAUGUGUCCAAGCGUUCUAGGGGUUUUGGAUUUAUUGUGUUUGACAACGAACAAGUAGUUGAUAAUUUGCUGGCUGAGGGAAAUAGGACUGACAUGAUGGGUACUCAGGUUGAGAUCAAGAAGGCAGAACCAAAGAAACCCUCAAACCCAGCAUCUGCUCCUGCAUAUGGUAGUGACUCUAGGGGGCGUGGAUAUGGUGAUAGUUAUGGAGGAUUUGGCAAUUCAUAUAGCGGUUUUGGCAGUGGCAGUUUUGGCCCUGCUUCUUAUAGGUCGUUUGGAGCUAGGUUUGGUGAAUAUGGAUACGGUGGUGGUGAAUUUGGUGGUAGAUAUGGAGACUUUGGUGGUAGUGAUUUUGGUGGUUACCGUGGGGACCCAUCACUUGGUUAUUCUAGUCGGUUUGGCUCUUACGCUGGUGGGUUUGGUGGGGGAUAUGGUGGCAGUGGACUAGGUUCAUAUGGCCAUGGAGGUGGUUAUGGAGGUUAUGGUGGAGUUGGCCCUGAUGCUAGUUAUGAAUCUGGUGCUGGUUAUGGUGGACCAGGAGGUUUAUAUGGAAGUAGGGCAGGCUAUAGUGGCAGUGGCCGUUACCAUCCUUACUCCAGGUAGAUUUUCCUAAGCGUUGUAGGAGUUGCAUUCAG